Branchiostoma floridae (Florida lancelet) is the source of this 747-nucleotide messenger RNA. Its product is annotated as neuropeptide FF receptor 1-like. The transcript has 2 exons. Lineage: Eukaryota; Metazoa; Chordata; Leptocardii; Amphioxiformes; Branchiostomatidae. Gene Ontology annotation, biological process: G protein-coupled receptor signaling pathway. The record is from RefSeq and is a predicted model, not a curated record. Bases 190 to 747 code for a protein of 185 amino acids. Gene Ontology annotation, cellular component: membrane. Gene Ontology annotation, molecular function: G protein-coupled receptor activity.
ACCCUGUCUUACAAAUUCAUCCUACAUGUUUAGCAAGUAAUACUUAUGUAAAGCGACUGACACGUAUCUUGUGUUCAAUCUCUCAUAGCUGGAACGUCUAGUUCACUUAGUACGUAGUGCCACCGCUACCAUAAAAUUCUUCAAAAUUCUGCUCUUUUUUGUUGCUAAACGAAAGAGGAUAAACCAAGGAUGAGUUAUUAUCCGACCGAGUUUCCUUCGACGCUGGUGACUCGAGUUUUCGGGUCGCCAACGAUGGACGCUUUCGUUACGUGGAACGGGACGAGAGACGAGAACGCUUCGGCGACCCCCUCAACUACCGCCGAGGAAGGAUCCGCCCUCGGCACGGUGGUCCUAGAGAUAACGGCGAUGUUGCUGAUCAUGCUGGCUACUGUACUAGGAAACGCUGCCGUGUGUUGGAUGGUCAUUUCCAACCCCAAACUCCGGACUGUGUCCAACCAACUCGUCUUCAACCUCGCUCUCUGCGAUCUUCUUACCGCAGUGGUCAACGGUCCCAUAACGGUGGUAGUUCUCGUCUCCGAGAAGCGUUGGAACAUGGGCGACGCAAUGUGUGCUAUCAACGGCUUUACCACGACGAUGUUCGGCUUGGCGUCCGUCCUAACUCUCGCUGUUAUAUCUCUCAACCGAUUCGCCAUGAUCGUCCACCCACAGAAAGCCGGUCGAUGGUUCAGCGUGUGGAAACUCCGAGCCAUGAUAUUUGGUGAGUACUAUACCUUUUCCUUUACCUAG